Messenger RNA from Brassicogethes aeneus, 1701 nucleotides. The record is from the annotation of a GenBank genome assembly. NCBI's taxonomy places the organism in Eukaryota, Metazoa, Arthropoda, Insecta, Coleoptera, Nitidulidae.
UUGACAGUUCUCUGUGAUGGCUUUAGACGUUUCGAUGCAUUUGGCGUGAAAAAAGAAACAACCCGGCAAAAUCAAGAUGACGUCGGGGGGGCCAAAAGACCCAGACCUCGAUCUAAGAAUCACUCCGGCGCAACAAGCUGCAGCUUCCUGCACGGGAGCGCUCAUAACCUCACUUUUCGUUACGCCUCUGGAUGUCGUGAAGAUCCGCCUGCAGUUGCAGCAAAAAUCAGUGACAAAUUGCUUUUUAUACUGCAACGGACUCAUGGAUCAUAUUUGUGGCUGUCCUAGCAGCUCCAUGCAAAAAGAGUGGUUUCAAAGGCCUAGUCAUUUCACAGGAACAAUAGACGCUUUUGUCAAAAUCAGUCGAAACGAGGGGUUAACCUCACUUUGGAGCGGAUUGGGCCCCACUUUAGUGCUCGCCAUACCAGCGACAAUAGUGUAUUUCGUCUCCUACGAACAAUUAAGAAUAAAAUUUAAUGAUAAAUACAACCCAGCUAAUGUUAAAGGUUAUCGGGAGAAACAGCCGUUCUGGAUACCUUUAGUUUCAGGGGCUUCAGCCAGGGUCCUAUCUGCCACAAUGGUGAGCCCUUUGGAGUUAAUUAGAACUAAAAUGCAAAGUCAGCGGCUAAAUUAUUUUGAGGUGGGAGAGGCCCUAAAAUCCUUGAUAAAACAAGAUGGCCCGAAAGGGUUGUGGAAAGGCUUGCUGCCAACGUUAUUAAGGGACGUGCCUUUUUCUGCAUUGUAUUGGUACAGCUACGAAGGCAUAAAAUCGAUUUUUACAGACGAACACCCCUCUUUCAUGUUGAGUUUUUUCGCUGGAUUCGUAUCGGGGAGUGUAGCGGCUGCAGUGACUGUACCUUUUGACGUUGUAAAAACACACCAACAAAUUGAGUUUGGUACUAGUACCAUAACUGGAGAGCCAAUCAGAACGCGAACCACGGCCCAAGUGAUCAAGGACAUAUACAGGCAACAAGGAGCAAGAGGGCUGUUCGCGGGAAUAGUGCCGCGCCUGAUCAAGGUGGCGCCCGCAUGCGCAAUCAUGAUAUCGUCGUUCGAAUACGGAAAGGUAUUUUUCAACAGGUUAGCAGCAAAAAAGGAGCAAAACGCGGCAACGUCGCAACCGACUGCGCCAUCUAGCGUCGGUAAUGUCAGUCACGUGGUCGAUAAGGGAGUUUAUAGCGGGAAGAACGAGGUUUUAUAGAGGUUAGGUUUUUUAAAGGGCCGCCACUAUUACAAUAAAAAUUUUAAAACAUAAUUUCCUUAAUUAUUUUAUAAAAAGCCUUUGGGGGUUUGUAUGUAUUUUUUUAAAUCAGUUUUUAUAGUUAAAAAUAUAUUUUUGUACCUGAUAUUUAGUUACCUAAUUUCUGAAAAAUAAGCAACUUUUUCUAUAAACAAUAGAUUACAAUUAUUUUGUUCAUGUUAUUAGGCUCCAAAAAGGUUAACACUGACCAGUAGGUAUAAUAUAAAAAAAAUUAAAUAUUUUUUAGAGAAAAAGAUCCUGCAAAUGAAGUUCAAGAAAAAAGUGAUUAUUGUCAUUAUUAUGAUUAUAACGACGAUUUUUUCACUGUCAUUAUCAAAUACCCUGUAGGUCAUACGUAAAAGACGUAGCUAGUUCCUAUAAUAUAAAUAUAUUGUUAUUUUUAGUUAUUAUUAUUUUUAUUGUUAAAAUUUUUUUAAAUAAAACUUUUACAAUAAAAUUUU